AUGGACCUAUGGCAUGACCAAGCAAAGCCGAUGCUUAGGGAGUAGCAGUAGUACCACCGACGAGCUGGCAAGUUUCACAACUUCCUUUAUCUUAUUUACUACUGAAAGGGAGAUGCUGGAAAGCCAAUAUAUGAUCAAGGAUGCGGUGCUUGAUUCUGGAAGCUCGCCAUUCUACAAGGCCUAUGGAGUGAACUUUUUUGACUACAUGGGAGAGAAGCCAAGAUUGAGACAACUGUUCGAUGAGUUUAUGGAAGUUAGCGGUAAAUUACAGUUUGAGGAUGUGUUUAAGUUGUACGGUGGCUUCAAAGAUUUGAAGGAGUUGAUGCAUGUGGGGGGCGGCAUUGGAACCACUCAUCCAAAGAUAACCUCUACGUAUCCACACGUUCGUGGAUUGAACUUUGAUCUGCCCCAUGUAAUUGAUGCUGCUCCCAGGUGUAAAGCAUGUGGCUGGAGAUAUGUUCAAAUCGAUCCCAAAUGCCCAAACAAUUUUAUUGCAGCAGUGUAUACUCCAUAACUGGGAUGAUGAGCAUUGCAAGAAGUUGUUGAGAAAUUGCUGGGAAGCAUUACCACAAGAGGGAAAGGUGAUAAUCGUGGAAAUGGCAAUCUCUGAAGAAUUGGAAAACAAUGUCGAGGCAAAGGACAUUCUAAUGGAAGACUUCUUUAUGAUGCUCCUAACAAAUGGAGGUAAAAAGCGAACACUAGCAGAAUUCAAGGAUCUGGGAAAAGCUGUAGGGUUUACUAAAGUGGACAUCUUCCCAAUGCCUCAUUGGUCAGUUCAUGUUAUAGAGUUUCAUAAGUAAUUAAGAGUACUCAUGUGUGAGUUCCAAUUUGCCAGAAUAAAACAAAAUGGUUGAGAAUAAAAUUUAAAGCAAUGCAGAGCAAACAAAAACAAAAGGAAGACCUAGUGUACCUUAAUUUCGUGUUUUAAUUUCUUUAUAAUUAAAAAUUUAACUUUCUGUUGCUUUGUA
Messenger RNA from Juglans microcarpa x Juglans regia, 968 nucleotides. Its product is annotated as (S)-scoulerine 9-O-methyltransferase-like. Gene Ontology annotation, molecular function: S-adenosylmethionine-dependent methyltransferase activity; O-methyltransferase activity. The record is from RefSeq and is a predicted model, not a curated record. Gene Ontology annotation, biological process: methylation. The transcript has 3 exons. NCBI's taxonomy places the organism in Eukaryota, Viridiplantae, Streptophyta, Magnoliopsida, Fagales, Juglandaceae. The coding region runs from base 14 to 514 and encodes 166 amino acids.